AUGGCUAACAACAUGGUGAACGACCACCAUGACAUAACCAUUCCGGCUCCGCCUGUUGACCCUAUACCAAGACCACAGUCUCCUCCCCCUCCGCCUUCUACUGAGCUCUUGCCGCCGCCUCCUCCACCAGACACUGUUUUGGCCCCACCGCCUCCGCCGAUUGCCUCGAAUGUUCCUCCGCCACCCCCAGAUGUUGUGCCACCUCCACCCGCCAGUGAAUUAGACCUGUCGGCAGACGGGUUGAAACCACAGCCGCCGAAGAAGAAAGGAUGGGGCACCACCAAAUCUCAAAAGGCUACACCACUGAGCGUGGAAGAUUUAUUAAGGAGGAAGAGAGAGGCCGACCUGGCCGCUAGCAAACCCAAGUUUCUUUCCAAAGCUGAGCGGGAGCGCAUCGCUUUGGAGAAGCGCGCACAAGAAGCUGAAGCCGCGACUCCCUCCAAAACACAGAAUGGCUUUCCGCGGCGCCAAUCUUCGAAGCUAUCCACCAAGACUGAACCGCCCAAGUCGAAUGCUGCACCUAAAGGACCCAAGGCAUUCCGUAACGGAGAGGUCCCAACAGGCCCGGCAGCUAUGCGCUCUCGAGACCAAAAUAAGGAUUUCGACCUGAAACCUCCGGCCGCUCCGAAGUCCAUUGCAUUUAGUGGUGAUUCCAAGGGCCAGAAACGGCCAGCUGAGGAUGAGCGAAACGCACACAAAGAAUCCGACCUGAUUCGUCAGAGAUACAUGGGUGCUGAGAUGAAUGUCUCGACCUUCUCUGCCUUGAAAAAAAGGCGGAGGACAACGGAGAAAAAGUUCAAUUUCGAAUGGAAUGCUGAAGAAGAUACGACCCCGGACUAUAAUCCAAUCUACAACAACCGCGCAGAAACCAACUUCUUUGGGCGAGGUCGUCUCGGUGGGUUUGAUGAGCAGGUCGCGGAUGCCGCAGCACAGAAAUACGCUGCAGCCUUGCAAUCCAGGGAUAUCGUGGCUGGCUCUGCCCGUGCUCAAGAAAUCCUCGAAAUGGAGCGAAGGAGGAAAGAAGAUGCGGGCCGUAUGUCCAUAGACAAGCACUGGAGCGAAAAGAAACUUGAGCAUAUGCGUGAACGAGACUGGAGAAUUUUCAAAGAGGAUUUCAACAUUGCCACCAAGGGUGGAGGUAUACCAAAUCCCAUGCGGAAUUGGAAAGAAUCAUCUCUACCUCCAAGAUUACUCGAAAUCAUCGACCAGGUCGGCUACGUUGACCCUUCUCCUAUCCAGAGAGCUGCCAUUCCCAUCGCUCUUCAGAAUAGAGAUCUCAUUGGCGUGGCUGUCACUGGUUCCGGUAAAACAGCAGCAUUCUUACUGCCUCUCCUAGUCUACAUCUCAGAACUACCAAGGUUAGACGAAGACGACAUGCGGAAAAACAAUGGCCCUUAUGCGAUUAUUCUGGCGCCCACUCGAGAAUUGGCGCAACAGAUCGAAUUGGAAGCACGAAAAUUUGCUUCUCCGUUGGGUUUCACCGUGGUGUCCAUCGUUGGUGGCCAUUCGAUUGAGGAGCAGGCCUAUAAUCUUCGCAAUGGUGCUGAAAUUAUCAUCGCCACGCCUGGUCGUCUUGUCGAUUGUAUUGAUCGCCGUAUUAUCGUUCUCGAGCAAUGUUGCUACGUUAUCAUGGACGAGGCAGAUCGCAUGAUCGACCUCGGUUUUGAAGAACCCGUCAACAAAAUCCUCGACGCUCUCCCUGUAGGAAAUGAAAAGCCUGAUUCAGAAGCUGCAGAAGACUAUCGCGCCAUGUCACGUCACCUUGGCGGCAAGGACCGAUACCGACAGACAAUGAUGUACACGGCCACCAUGCCUGUCGCAGUCGAGCGUAUAGCACGCAAAUACCUUCGCCGCCCCGCGAUCGUCACAAUCGGAAACAUCGGAGAAGCCGUCGACACAGUUGAGCAGCGCGUUGAGUUCGUCGCCGGCGAGGACAAGCGCAAGAAGCGACUCGGCGAGAUCCUCUCGUCAGGCGAAUUCCGCCCGCCGAUCAUCGUCUUUGUCAACAUCAAACGCAACUGCGACGCCGUUGCUCGCGACAUCAAACACAUGGGCUUCUCGUCCGUCACGCUCCACGGCUCGAAGACGCAGGAGCAGCGAGAAGCGGCGCUCCUCUCCGUCCGCGAAGGCAAGACCGACGUGCUGGUCGCCACCGAUCUGGCUGGCCGAGGUAUCGACGUCCCAGACGUCAGCCUCGUCGUCAACUUCAACAUGGCACAUAACAUCGAGUCUUACACCCAUCGCAUUGGUCGUACAGGUCGUGCGGGCAAGAGCGGUAUUUCGAUCACGUUCCUCGGCAACGAGGACGCAGAUGUCAUGUACGACCUCAAGCAGAUGCUCAUGAAGAGCAGCAUCUCCCGCGUCCCCGAGGAGCUUCGGAAGCAUGAAGCUGCCCAGCAGAAGACCCAGCGUGGAGGAGGUGGUGCCUCGAAGGGAGGGUUCAAUAGGGGUGCCGUCGGUGCUGGUGACGAAUCUGGCGGCUUUGGUAUGGGGAAAAGCGGCCCUGGUCAUGGUGGUGGCGGCGGCUGGUAG
Exophiala aquamarina CBS 119918 is the source of this 2532-nucleotide messenger RNA. RefSeq names its product pre-mRNA-splicing ATP-dependent RNA helicase prp28. Lineage: Eukaryota; Fungi; Ascomycota; Eurotiomycetes; Chaetothyriales; Herpotrichiellaceae. The transcript has a single exon. The record is from RefSeq and is a predicted model, not a curated record. The coding region runs from base 1 to 2532 and encodes 843 amino acids. Gene Ontology annotation, molecular function: ATP binding; RNA helicase activity; RNA binding. Gene Ontology annotation, biological process: mRNA splicing, via spliceosome. Gene Ontology annotation, cellular component: catalytic step 2 spliceosome.